GACCGCGAGUGUUCAUCACUCUAUUCUUUGUGCGCUUCUGUGAAAAUAUUUGAACAAAAUAGGCGUUCAUUUAAGCGGACCCCAUGUGUUUGGACCGAACGAAAACUUUUGUUUGAAACUGGUGUUUCCUGAAAUGAUGUCAUCCUGUGGUCCUCUUCUAUUGGCUGUGUCAUGCUGUUUGGUUGCUCUGACAUCAUCACUCAACCUGGAUGACCCUAAUGUCUGCAGUCACUGGGAAAGUUACUCAGUGACCGUGCAGGAGUCGUACGCUCACCCGUUUGAUCAAGUCUACUACACCAGCUGCACGGACAUCCUCAACUGGUUCAAAUGCACUCAGCACAGGGUAAGCUACAGAACAGCCUAUCGCAGAGGUGAGAAGACAAUGCAUCGGCGCAAGUCUCAGUGCUGCCCAGGUUUCUACGAGAGCGGAGAUAUAUGUGUUCCCCACUGUGCUGAGAAAUGUGUGCAUGGCCGAUGCGUGGCCCCCAACACCUGUCAGUGUGAGCCAGGCUGGGGAGGGGCCGACUGCUCCAGCGCGUGUGACCAGAAUCACUGGGGCCCACACUGCAGUAGCCGGUGUCAGUGUAAGAACGAGGCGCUGUGUAACCCCAUCACUGGAGCGUGCAUAUGUGCACCCGGGUACCGUGGCUGGCGAUGUGAAGACCUCUGUGACCAUACCACUUAUGGCAACAACUGCCAACAGAAAUGUCUGUGCCAGAAUAAUGCUACAUGCCACCACAUCACAGGCGAAUGCAUGUGCAGUCCAGGAUACACAGGAGCAUUCUGUGAAGACUUGUGCCCUCCGGGUAAACAUGGACAGCAAUGUGAGGAGCGUUGUCCCUGUCAGAACGGUGGUGUAUGUCAUCAUGUGACUGGAGAAUGUUCCUGUCCUGCUGGUUGGAUGGGAAUGGUGUGUGGACAACCCUGUCCGAUGGGACGCUUUGGUAAGAAUUGCUCACAGGAGUGUCAGUGUCAUAAUGGAGGAAUCUGUUCGCCAUCCACGGGACAGUGUGUGUGCAGUUCAGGAUACACAGGAGAGAGGUGCCAAGACCAGUGCCAGGUUGGAACAUAUGGUAUUGGCUGCAGCCAGACGUGUCGCUGUGUAAAUGGAGCUCAGUGCUAUCAUGUGAGUGGAGCAUGUUUGUGCGAGCAGGGAUACACAGGAGAAAGCUGUGAGGAGCGCAUCUGUCCAGAUGGUCAAUAUGGCCUUAAGUGUGACAGGAAGUGCCCAUGUAACACCAACAACACACGCAGUUGUCACCCAAUGUCGGGUGAGUGUUCCUGCCAGUCGGGCUGGUCGGGGUUGUACUGUAAUGAGACAUGUGCUCCUGGUUUCUAUGGGGAGGCCUGUCAGGAGGUCUGUCGCUGCCAGAAUGGAGCCGACUGCCACAGUGUGAGCGGGGAAUGUAUCUGUGCACCAGGAUAUAAGGGCUCAGACUGUGCCGUAGCCUGCCCUUCGGGUACAUAUGGCAUCAACUGUACUUCUCUGUGUUCUUGUAAAAAUGGAGCCAUUUGUUCACCCAUCGAUGGAUCAUGUUCUUGUCAAGCAGGGUGGCAUGGGGUGGACUGCUCGAUUAACUGCCCCAGUGGAACAUGGGGUUUGGGCUGUAACCUGUCAUGUGUGUGUGGUAAUGGAGGCGCAUGCAAUGCUCUUGAUGGCAAAUGCACAUGUACUGCAGGCUGGAGAGGAGACAGAUGUGAACAACAUUGUCAGGAUGGGACAUAUGGAUUGGAUUGCCGUGAGCGUUGUGACUGCAGUCAUGCAGAUGGGUGUCACCCCUCAACUGGACACUGCCGCUGUCUAGCAGGCUGGACAGGCAUUCAUUGUGACAGUGUGUGCGCUGAGGGCCGCUGGGGGCCAAACUGCUCUCUGUCCUGUAACUGUAAAAACAGUGCGUCUUGCUCACCUGAUGAAGGUGCAUGUGAGUGUGCACCUGGAUUCAGAGGAACCACCUGCCAACACAUCUGUUCUCCAGGUGUCUUUGGCCACCGCUGCAGCCAGGCAUGUCCACACUGUGUCCACAGCAAUGGCCCCUGUCACCAUGUGACCGGCCAGUGUGAAUGUCUACCUGGUUUUAAAGGGGCACUCUGCAACGAAGUGUGUCCCAGUGGCAGGUUUGGCAAGAACUGUGGAGGGAGCUGCACCUGCACUAAUAAUGGCACAUGUAGCCCAAUGGAUGGCUCAUGUCAGUGCUAUCCCGGCUGGAUUGGCAGUGACUGCUCACAGCCAUGUCCUCCGGGUCAGUGGGGUCCCAACUGCAUUCACACUUGCAACUGUCACAAUGGAGCAUUCUGCAGUGCUUAUGACGGCGAGUGUAAAUGUACAGCCGGCUGGACAGGUCUGUACUGCACACAAAGAUGUCCAUUGGGUUUCUAUGGUAAGGACUGUGUGCAGGCAUGUCAGUGUGAGAAUGGUGCAGACUGCAAUCACAUCUCCGGUCAGUGCACAUGCCGAACAGGCUUCAUGGGACGUCACUGUGAACAGAAAUGUCCUGCGGGUUCAUAUGGAUAUGGCUGCCGGCAAGUUUGUGAUUGUCUCAAUAACUCCACCUGUGAUCACAUGACUGGCACAUGUUACUGCAACCCGGGCUGGAAAGGCACACGAUGUGACCAGGCUGGAGUGAUUAUUGUAGGGAGUCCCAAUAGUUUGACAAGCGCAGCUAUGCCAAUGGAUUCAUAUCAAAUUGGUGCAAUCACAGGAAUCAUCAUCCUUGUACUUCUUGUGCUCAUCCUCCUCUUCCUGUUCAUCAUUUACCGCAAAAAACAGAAAGGCAAAGAAUCCACAAUGCCUUCUGUCACGUACACACCUACUAUGAGGGCCAACACUGAUUAUGCCAUUGCAGAGUCACUCCCACAAACUGAGGUCCUUCCCAACAGUAACUAUUUCUCCAACCCCAGCUACCAUACGCUGACCCAAUGCAGCAGUCCACCUCAUGUCAAUAACAUACCCUAUGGAAAGAUGAACAACAACCAGUUGUUUGUGAACCUGAAGAACACUGAGCCAAGGAAGCGGCUUUCCCUCCUGGAUCACACAGGAACUCUACCAGCUGACUGGAAACAAGGCGGAUCCUUUAGUGAACUUGGAGCUUAUGGAGUUGACAGGCAUUACAUGGGCAAGUCGCUUCGAGACCUUGUGAAGAGUUUGCCCUAUCAUGCCAGUUCCUGCUCUCUGAAUAGUUCAGAGAACCCAUAUGCCACCAUCAAAGACCCUCCUCUGCUGUUGACCAAGAGCACUGAGUGUGGUUAUGUGGAAAUGAAGUCUCCUGCUCACAGAGAUUCGCCAUAUGCUGAGAUACAUUCCACCAGCCCUGCCAACAAAAAUGUCUAUGAAGUUGAGCCAACCAUCAGUUCUGUCCAGGCACUUACAAACAACAACUGCAAUGGGCCAUUCUGUCAAGAUCCAUAUGACUUACCAAAGAAUAGUCACAUUCCAUGUCAUUAUGACCUACUGCCUACAAGAGACAGCAGCCCAUCACCCACAGAGGACAGCAAAUAAACACUCGCAAACUUCAUUAAUGGGCCAUUGGCCUGAGUACUCCACAGCACUCCUUUAUUACUGCAUUUAUUGCUGUCUUUAAUGACAUACAACAUUAUAAAAUUUCUUAAUUACUUCUGGCUUACAUAUUCUAAAUGCCAUAGUCUUACCCAGUAUUCUGUGAGGAACAAGAGAACGAUUGUUUUAGUGGAGGAUGCUAAUAAUUGUAAUUCAUUCAAGCAUAUCAUUCCAUUCUUUUAUAAUAACAUAUCCCACAAAUCCCAGACAAUCUUCUGUGUUUCUGAUAAAGUAUGUUAGAUGAGAUUCCUGUUGUUUUUUCUUCCUCAUAAUAUUUUGAAUACUAGUACUGUUUAUUGCAAUCAGAUUGUCCGAAAACAUUUCAGGUUUACCAAAGGUUGACAUGCCCUUAUAAAGCAUCAUUAGUGUUGUAUUUAUAUUGACAGUUACCCAUUAAAUAUAGUUUACAGUCACAUACAGUUGAAGUCAGAAUUAUUAUCCCCCCUUUAAAUUUUUUUUCUUUUUUUUAUAUUUCCCAAAUUAUGUUUAACAGAGCAAAGAAAUUUUCACAGUAUGUCUGAUAAUAUUUUUUUCUUUUGGAGAAAGUAUUAUUUGUUUUAUUUUGGCUAGAAUAAAAGCAGUUUUUAUUUUUUUAUGAACCAUUUUAAGGUCAAAAUUAUUAGCCCCUUUAAGCUAAUUUUUUCGAUAGUCUACAGAAGUUAAGUUAAGCCUUUAAAUGUCACUUUAAGCUGUAUAGAAGUGUCUUGUAAAAUAAUAUUUACUGUCAUCAUGGCAAAGAUAAUAUAAAUCAGUUAUUUGAAAUUAGUUAUUAAAACUAUUAUGUUUAGAAAUGUGUUGAAAAAAAUCUUCUCUCCCAGAAAUUUGGAAAAAAAUAAACAUGGGGGCUAAUAAUUCAGGGGGGCUUAUAAUUCUGACUUCAACUGUAUGUCAACAUUAACAUCAUUUUUACAUUGAAACAAAGGGCAAAUACUUUAUACUGUGUAUUACUUCCUAGUUUUUAGAAAGCUAAAGCUAAAGCUGGACUUUUGCAAAAAAAAACAUCUUUAAUAUGACGAGAUGAGUCAGUUUGAUAUAAAUAAAUCUAUGGAGUAUUUAGGACAUACAUUCAUAUGUCUUAAAGCACUCUGAGCCUGAACGUUAAUUGUAUAAAACUGUACAUAGUACCAAUUCUUUUAUGAAUUGGAUUAAUUUUCUUUCAAAUUUAACAUGCUCAUGAAUUCCUUUGUAACUUGACCAGUAUUGUUUAAAGCAGGACAUACAGCGAAGUGUCAUCCUGUCCAACUGACUGGACCUAUAAUAUGUUUUCCAUAGAUUUUUUGUUUUUAUUAUUAUUAUUAUUAUUAUUAUUAUUAUUAUUAUUAUUAUUAUUAUUAUUAUUUUACUCUAAAUAUUCCACACAAUGGGGCAGCACGGUGGCACAGUGGGUAGCACAAUUGCCUUACAGCAAGAGGGUUGUUGGUUCGAGCCCAGGCUGGGUCAGUUUGCUUGGGUUUUCUACAAGUCCAAAGUCAUGUGGUAUAUUUGAAUUGGGUAAGUUAAAUUGUCCGUAGUGUAUGAGUGUGUAUGGAUGUUUCCCAGUGAUGGGUUGCAGCUGGAAGGGUAUCAGCUGCGUAAAACAUAUGCUGGAUAAGUUGGCAGUUCAUUCUGCUGUGGCGACCCCAGAUUAAUAAAGGGAAUAAGCCGAAAAGAAAAUGAAUGAAUGAAUUCCACACAAUGAAAUUAUUAAUAAUACUGACCCAAAAGCAGCCAAGUGCGUAUGAGUGUUUUAUGUAUAUAUCUUAAAACUGUAUCUUUGUUUUGCUUUUCUUAUGAUUUUUUAAAUAAAUGUAAAAAAAUCUAAAAA
Molecule: messenger RNA, 5357 nt
Organism: Danio aesculapii
Lineage: Eukaryota; Metazoa; Chordata; Actinopteri; Cypriniformes; Danionidae
Gene: megf10
Product: multiple EGF-like-domains 10
Exons: 25
Coding region: 134-3496 (1120 amino acids)
Molecular function (GO): protein binding; scavenger receptor activity
Source: RefSeq, a predicted model, not a curated record